AUGAUCCUUUCCAGUCCCUACACGGGAGUUUCUGGGAAACUGGAAUUUUGUUGGUUCAUUUAUACAAGACCAGAUGUAGCACAACUAUAUAAGAGGAGAGAAUAUUCUAGGAUUCGUCUUGCAUUCCAGCCAUCCAACGUCCGGUGUCAAUUUUCAAUCAAGAUAUUCGCUAUUGCCUUCAAAAUGCGUUUCCUUACUUUUCUGAGUGCUCUAACCAUUGUGCCUUCCGUGUUUUCAGCUUCAGUGACAGGAAUCGCUGGCAAAAGCCUGGGGGCCCGUGAUGGUGAUCGAGGCCAUUACAACAUUUCUGGUCUCGGAGCUCGCAAGCAAGCCGUGCUGAAGGCCGGUGGCAAUACCCAAGAUCUGGCGAUCGCGAUGCUAGAGACGAAUACAAUGACCACUGAUUAUACAUACGGUGACGGAAAAAAUGGCGACUCCACCAACUUUGGCAUCUUCAAGCAGAAUUGGUUCAUGUUGCGAACUUCUGCAUCCGAGUUCAAGGGCCAGGCCGAAGGUCAGGUGUCCAAUGGUGCUAUUCUCAACUCCGACCUGAAGAAGGACAUCAAAGCCCGUCACGAUGGCCAGAAGCAUUUUGGUUACGACGUCUGGUUUGCCGGGCACCGUAAUGGAGCAAGCGGUGUUCAGAACCCAUAUACGGCGGAUAUUCAAGCGUACAAGGAUGCCGUUGCGUGGAUCAAGCAGCAGAUCGAGAGCAAUGAAAAGUAUCGCACCGAUGAUACUCGAUUCUGGGUGCAAGUCCACGCGAUUUAGGCUUGGUAUGAUAGUGUAUGGACCUCUCAUUAGAGUCGAAUCCUCCUACUGUCUACUCUGUUGCCGGCAGGACCGGAAAUGGCUAGAUUGUGGGUUUCAUCUGACAAACCUCAAUUUCCCUCGUUGGUUCACCUCAUGGAUCCCUUUUGAUUUUGAUUUUGAACAAUCCUCUCUGUUCCUCGUACGAGAAAUAAAUUCUCGUUGAAUGACACUCCUUAUGAGAGAUUGAGUUAGCUAUGCAAUAGAAUUCUUUUCUUUCCAGCUAAAUCAAGAUUUCUAUAAUCACUUCCAUACUGCAGUGGCCUGACAG
Messenger RNA from Penicillium brasilianum, 1081 nucleotides. The record is from the annotation of a GenBank genome assembly. Lineage: Eukaryota; Fungi; Ascomycota; Eurotiomycetes; Eurotiales; Aspergillaceae.